This is a messenger RNA of Cucurbita maxima (winter squash), 1955 nucleotides long. Its product is annotated as carnosine N-methyltransferase-like. NCBI's taxonomy places the organism in Eukaryota, Viridiplantae, Streptophyta, Magnoliopsida, Cucurbitales, Cucurbitaceae. The record is from RefSeq and is a predicted model, not a curated record. Gene Ontology annotation, molecular function: S-adenosylmethionine-dependent methyltransferase activity. Bases 100 to 1599 code for a protein of 499 amino acids. The transcript is spliced from 18 exons.
AGCUGUCUUCUUCUUGCUCAUCCGUUUAGGUCUCUGCUGGGUCGCCAUUUGACUCACAGCAGUGAACUCUUGGCGUUGGGAGUAUCUCAGGGGAGGAUCAUGUCUGGAGGAAGAGUAGAGGAAGAUGAAGAACGAACUCGUCAGAGGAAGCUUGAAGAAGCCCUCGAAAUCAAAUCGCUUAGGCGGAUUGUCAGUGCAUACCUCAACUAUCCAGAGGCUUCAGAAGAAGACGUGAAAAGAUAUGAAAGAUCAUUCAAUAGGCUCCCGCCUGCCCAUGAGGCUCUACUAUCACACUUUCCCUUGAAGUUUGAGAGACUAAGAAGGUGUAUUUCUACAAAUUCAUAUUUCAUCUUUAACAUGCUUCAGGCAUUUGAACCUCCAAUUGAUAUGAGCCAAGACACUGAUUGUUGCGAUGAUUCAUGCCCUGAUCAUUCCCAUGAUGACCAAUUUUGUUGUAGAGGAGAGAAGAAUGCUAAUGAUCAUUUAUUUUCUCGGGAGAGCAAUGUUUGUGCUUGUGAACCAACCUCAACAAGUGGAAGAAUGUGUUUAGAAUCCAAACAAAUAUGCUGUCCAGAAGGUGCAGUUGACUCGCCUAAGGCAUCAACUAUCAACAAGGAAGUGGAAAAUGGAGUCCAUCACGAUCCUGCUCAUAGGAAUCAUGAUCAACAUCUUGAAGAGAAGGAAGUCACGGAUAAACACAGUGGACACUGUGUUUCUGAUUGCAAUGGCAAUGACUGUUCAUCAUCUCAUGAGUGGCUGGAGCCGUCUCUACAGAUGAAUGUUCCAUUGGUUGAUGUUGAUAAGGUCCGUUGUAUUAUAAGGAAUAUAGUCAGGGAUUGGGCUGCUGAGGGUCAAAAAGAGCGUGAUCAGUGUUAUAAGCCUAUCCUUGAAGAACUACAUUCCCUUUUUCCAGAUCGAAAAAAUGAGAGUCCUCCUGCUUGUUUAGUCCCUGGAGCUGGACUUGGACGACUGGCUCUAGAGAUUUCAUGUUUAGGUUUUAUAAGUCAGGGGAACGAGUUCUCAUACUACAUGAUGAUAUGCUCGAGUUUUAUUCUUAAUCAUACUCAAAAGGUUGGUGAAUGGACAAUAUAUCCCUGGAUCCAUAGCAAUAGCAAUUCACUUUCAGAUAGUGAUCAGCUUCGCCCUGUUUCAAUCCCAGAUAUUCAUCCCGCAAGCAGCGCAGGGAUCACUGAAGGUUUCUCAAUGUGCGGUGGUGAUUUUGUUGAAGUAUACAGCGAUCCAAGCCAAGUAGGACUUUGGGAUGCAGUUGUGACUUGUUUUUUCAUUGAUACUGCUCAUAAUAUUAUUGAAUACAUAGAGGUCAUAUCCAGAAUCUUGAAAGAUGGAGGAGUGUGGAUAAAUCUGGGUCCCCUGCUAUACCAUUUCGCAGAUAUGUAUGGUCAAGAAGAUGAAAUGUCCAUUGAACCAAGUCUAGAAGAUGUGAAGAGAAUUAUAUUGCAUUACGGCUUUGUGUUUGAGAAGGAAAGGACAGUUGAGACGACAUACACAACAAAUCCUAAAUCAAUGAUGCAAAAUCGAUAUUAUGCUGCAUUCUGGACCAUGAGAAAAAAAUCAACUACAGAGAACCCGACUAGUUAAUCGCUCUCCCACAGUGCGCGAGUUCCUACAUUGCUGCAUAGUAUUGUCUUUCUUUUUGUUUUUCUAUUUGUCAGAGAGUUUGCUUAGGAUACAAAAAAAAUUGAAGAUAUUUUUUUUAGUGGUAUUCCAACAUCUAAGUAACCGAUGGUAUCUGCUUGCAGAGUUCUUAAAUUAUCGGAAGUCUUUAUGAGUCGAUCGUUGCAUUCUUUUUCAAGGUGUGUGUGCCUUGAAAAUAUCAAUUUUAACUGUUCCCAGUACAUAUGAUAUUUUGAUGGUGAGCCGUUGUGUACUAUAAAGUUGGAUGUUGGAUCUUUUGACAGGUAGAAAAUGAACCACCAAUAGUGGCAUUGCUCUUU